CUUGUGAUGUUCAUGUAUUAGUGUAUAUAUGCCAAACUAAAAUGGUUGCACUCCUGCUUGUCCUGUUGGGAGCCUUCCGGUUUAUUGCUUCCGGUUCCUCAUCUCAUUCCAUGGAUGGCAUGUACAGUGCAUUGUGGGAGCCCAGCCAAGGACUGGUCCAGUUCAGUGGGGUAACGUAUGUGGAUGGCCAGCUCGCUACUUACUACGACAGCCAGACGAGGCGGGCCCAGCCUCGCAUCUCAUGGAUGAAGAAUGUGGAGAAGUACUAUCCUCAGUUCUGGGAUAUAAACACUUGGAGAUUUCAGAGCAGUGAGCAGAGGUUCAGAAGGGACCUGGUGAAUCUGCAAAAACAUUACAACCAGACCAGAGGCUUUCACACCUGGCAGUUGGCGUGUGGCUGCAAGAUCCAUGAAGACGGCCGGAGAGAAGCUUAUUGCCAGUACGGCUAUGACGGGAAGGACUUCCUCUCCUUCGACAAGGAGACGCUCACCUGGACGGCAGCAGAUGUGCCGGCCCAGUUUACCAAGCGGAAGUGGGAGGUUGACGUGGGUUGGUCUCGUCAUUUGAAGUUCUACCUGGAGGAGGAGUGCCCUGAUUGGCUGCCGAAACUCUUGGAGUGUGGAAAGGAGGAGCUGCUGAGGAAAGACCCUCCAACGGUGAAAGUUACACGCAUGGCAGGUCAGGAUGGGCUGGAAACUCUCAUCUGCCAGGCCUACGGCUUCUACCCCAAGGAGAUCGACACCACCUGGAGGAAGGACAGGGAGGUCUUGGAGCAGGAGACUAUCCGCAGGGAUGUGGCACCCAACUCAGACGGGACGUACUACGCCUGGCUCAGCAUCCGGAUAGACCCCGAGGACAAGGACCACUACUGGUGCCACGUGGAGCAUGAUGGUCUUCUGGAGCCUCUAGACGUGGCUUUCAGGGAGCCUGCCUCAAAGACAUCCCAUCUGGGGAGCAUCUUGGGGGCUGUGGCUGCUGUGGUGAUACUGCUGGUGUGGGGUAUCAUUGGGUACAUCACAAAAUACUCUGCUGGGAGUGCUGGAGGAUCGAGUAGUGUGCCGGACAACUUGUCCUUAAUCAUCCCUGCCCCUUCAGAACUUCUGCCAGCCCAUAAUAUAGUUCCAUAGGAACAUAGGAAGCUGUCUUAUUCCAACUCAGACCCUUGGUCCAUCUAAUUGAGUGCUGUCUACACUGACUGGAAGCCUGGCCUGGAGAUGCUGAGGAUUUGACCUGGGACCUUCUGCAGUGAAGCAGUUGCUCCACCUCUGGCCCUUCAAAGUUUGAAAUAUCGAAGGAGGAAUGGUGAAGGCCCAUUAUGGUUUUCAAACUUCCAAAUGAGAACUUUUUGGGGACUGGUUUCCUUGAAGGAUCAGUUUACGCUGCAUAUGCCCAGUCAAGCAUUUAGAUUUAUAAAAGGGCUUAUCCA
Rhineura floridana is the source of this 1426-nucleotide messenger RNA. RefSeq names its product major histocompatibility complex class I-related gene protein-like. NCBI's taxonomy places the organism in Eukaryota, Metazoa, Chordata, Lepidosauria, Squamata, Rhineuridae. Gene Ontology annotation, cellular component: external side of plasma membrane. The transcript has 7 exons. The record is from RefSeq and is a predicted model, not a curated record. Bases 42 to 1127 code for a protein of 361 amino acids. Gene Ontology annotation, biological process: immune response.